AGAGAGAAAAAAAAAAGAAAAGAAAAGAAGAAAAGGUUUGGCCCUUCGAAAGAUAGGCGUAGAUUACGAGAAGGCUUAUUGAGUGGCUUUACAAUUCCGCCAAACAAAUCUCUUACAACAUCGAUUUUUCUCUCCCAAUUCCUCCAUUGUUAUCAUCGUCACCCUUCUUCUAUACAUUCCUCUCCCUCGCAUUCCCCAAAUCUCCAUUGUUCUUCCACCAUGCAGGCCGCCGUUCACUCCUCCACUCUCAAGCCCUCUCCCUUGGACUCAUUUCGCAGUCGCAAAUGCUCCCCUUUCCUUGUUUCUGCUCCUAAAUCACGCCCACGACUUUCAUUCAUUUCUGCAUCUGCAGCUUCCACUGUCUCUGCACCUAAGCGGGAGAAAGAUCCUAAGAAACGUGUCGUGAUUACUGGAAUGGGACUUGUUUCUGUCUUUGGUAAUGAUGUUGAUACUUACUAUGAUAAGUUGCUUUCUGGUGAGAGUGGUGUUACUCUUAUUGAUCGUUUUGAUGCUUCCAAGUUCCCUACUCGUUUCGGUGGCCAGAUCCGGGGAUUUGCUUCUCAGGGAUACAUUGAUGGUAAGAAUGAUCGUCGGCUUGAUGAUUGUCUUCGUUAUUGUAUUGUUGCUGGAAAGAAAGCUCUUGAGGAUGCUGACCUUGGUGGAGAUAAGCGCUCUAAGAUCGACAAGGAGCGUGCUGGUGUGCUUGUUGGAACAGGAAUGGGUGGUCUUACAGUCUUUUCUGAUGGUGUUCAGGCUUUGAUAGAGAAAGGUCACAGAAAGAUAACCCCUUUUUUCAUUCCUUAUGCCAUUACGAAUAUGGGGUCUGCCUUACUUGCCAUCGAUAUUGGUUUCAUGGGUCCCAAUUAUUCUAUAUCCACUGCUUGUGCCACCUCUAAUUAUUGCUUCUAUGCUGCUGCAAACCAUAUUCGUCGAGGAGAGGCUGAUAUGAUGCUUGCUGGUGGAACUGAAGCUGCUAUCAUACCUAUUGGCCUGGGGGGUUUUGUUGCUUGUAGGGCUCUAUCUCAGAGAAAUGAUGAUCCUAAAACUGCUUCAAGGCCAUGGGACAAAGACCGUGAUGGCUUUGUCAUGGGAGAAGGUGCUGGCAUACUGGUAAUGGAGAGUUUGGAGCAUGCAAUGAAACGAGGUGCACCAAUUAUUGCUGAAUACUUGGGAGGGGCUGUUAACUGUGAUGCUUAUCACAUGACGGAUCCUAGAGCAGAUGGACUUGGUGUCUCUUCAUGCAUCUUGAGCAGUCUUGAAGAUGCAGGUGUAUCGCCUGAGGAGGUCAACUACAUAAAUGCACAUGCAACUUCCACCCUUGCCGGUGACUUAGCUGAAAUCAAUGCCAUCAAGAAGGUGUUCAAGAAUACAUCAGAGAUCAAAAUCAAUGCGACUAAGUCUAUGAUAGGCCACUGCCUUGGCGCUGCUGGAGGUCUGGAAGCCAUUGCCACUGUGAAAGCAAUUGAAACAGGAUGGUUGCAUCCUUCCAUAAAUCAAUUUAACCCGGAGCCUUCAGUUGACUUUGACACCGUUGCAAACGUAAAGCAACAACACGAAGUGAAUGUUGCUAUCUCAAAUUCAUUCGGAUUUGGUGGACACAACUCGGUUGUGGCAUUCUCGGCAUUCAAACCUUGAGCAGGAAAAUGUUACACACUACGACGUUUUGUAGGAGAAUCGAGUGGUUAGCCUUGAGAAUAGUUAGUAAUUUUAUUUAUCAAUGAGGUUGCUUUGCUUGCUGCGGGCGUCUUAUCUGGUCCUUUAAACAUUUUGGUCUUUUAUGCAAUUUCUUCUUCUUCAUCAUCUUCAUCUUCAUCAUCACCAUUCCAUUUGUUGCUGUUUUCUAAUCCAAUAAAUGGGUUUACUUGAACUUGUGUGAUUGUAUUGGGUUAGGUUGAUAUUAGAUUUAAGUUCAAAAUUUUCUAGAAUUCCAUCAAAAUGGUUGUAAUGAAUGAAGGUUUUUCUUUCA
This is a messenger RNA of Cucumis sativus (cucumber), 1966 nucleotides long. RefSeq names its product 3-oxoacyl-[acyl-carrier-protein] synthase I, chloroplastic. Gene Ontology annotation, biological process: fatty acid biosynthetic process. Gene Ontology annotation, molecular function: 3-oxoacyl-[acyl-carrier-protein] synthase activity. The transcript has 7 exons. The coding region runs from base 220 to 1635 and encodes 471 amino acids. NCBI's taxonomy places the organism in Eukaryota, Viridiplantae, Streptophyta, Magnoliopsida, Cucurbitales, Cucurbitaceae. The record is from RefSeq and is a predicted model, not a curated record.